This is a messenger RNA of Anthostomella pinea, 903 nucleotides long. NCBI's taxonomy places the organism in Eukaryota, Fungi, Ascomycota, Sordariomycetes, Xylariales, Xylariaceae. The record is from the annotation of a GenBank genome assembly.
AUGUUUUCAAGAGCAGCACGACCGGCUCUUAGAGCUGGAGCUGCCGCUGUCCCUGCUCGCACCGCCCAGAAUGCCGCUACCUAUGCCACCCUGCGAGAAAUCGAAGGCCGUCUCAAGUCUAUCCGCAACAUCGAGAAGAUCACCAAGACCAUGAAGAUUGUCGCCUCCACCAAGCUGAACCGCGCCCAACGAGCCAUGAGCGACUCGCAAAAGUACGGUCAGACCUCCCAGCAGGUCUUCGAAGCCGCCGAGACGAAGCCGCUGGAGGGCGAGGGCAAGAAGACCCUGUACAUUGUGUGCAGUUCCGACAAGGGCCUCUGCGGUGGUAUUCACUCCGGUCUCUCGCGCUACAUGCGACGUCACCUGGGUGGCGACCACCAGCCUGCCGAUCUCGUUCUCAUCGGUGAGAAGUCCAGGGCGCAAAUGAGCCGUUCCAACCCCCAGGAUAUCGUUCUCAGCUUCGCUGGUAUUGGCAAGGACGUUCCCACCUUCGCCGACGCCCAGGCUAUUGCCGACCAGGUCGUACAGCUCAAGGGCGAUUACUCGGAUAUCAAGAUUGUGUACAACAAGUUCAUCAACGCCACGUCCUACGAGGCCACCGUCAUCGAGGCUUUCUCCGAGGAGGCCAUCGCCGCGUCCCCCAACUUCUCCGCCUUCGAGGUUGACGAGGAGCUGCUCGCUAACCUGCGGGAGUACGCCCUUGCCAACUCCCUCUACUGGGCUCUGGCCGAGGGUCAUGCUUGCGAGAUCUCUGCCCGACGAAACGCUAUGGAUAACGCAUCCAAGAACGCCGGUGAGAUGAUCAGCAAGUACCAAAUUCUCUACAACCGAACACGUCAAGCCGUCAUUACUGGCGAACUGGUCGAGAUUAUCACCGGUGCUACCGCCUCUGCGGACAUGUAA